Molecule: messenger RNA, 2832 nt
Organism: Micropterus salmoides (largemouth bass)
Lineage: Eukaryota; Metazoa; Chordata; Actinopteri; Centrarchiformes; Centrarchidae
Gene: oit3
Product: oncoprotein induced transcript 3
Exons: 9
Coding region: 101-1723 (540 amino acids)
Molecular function (GO): calcium ion binding
Source: RefSeq, a predicted model, not a curated record
ACAGUCUUCCCCUAAGGAUGAACCAGAAGAGCUACACACACUUGCUCACUCAGGGUUGAGCUUGGACUAUCAAUUAUUUUUAACACUGAGAAAACACAUCAUGAUGUUUUUGGUGAUUACCAGUCUGCUGCAGGAGUUUCUUGCGGUUGCAGGUGUAGCCCUGGACCCAUGCUCUGCCUACAUCAGCCUGAAUGAACCCUGGAGGAACACAGACUACCACGUCAACCAGUCAUCCGGCGUGCCCCUGUGUGACAGCCACGUGUCAGGAGAAUGGUAUCGCUUCACUGGCAUGGCCGGGGAUGCCAUGCCCACCUUCUGCAUCUCUGAGAAUCACUGUGGCACCCAUGCUCCCAUCUGGCUCAAUGGCAGCCACCCUGAACCCCAAGAUGGCAUCAUCACUCUGCCUGUCUGUGCCAGCUUCAAUGACAACUGCUGCCACUGGAACGCCAGUGCUGAUGUGAAAGCCUGUAUUGGAGGGUACUUCGUCUAUCGCCUGCCCAGACCCUCAGUCUGCUUCCAUGUUUACUGUGGCCAUUUCUAUGAUAUCUGUGAUGAAGUGGACUGCGCAGGGCCCAAAUGUCUCGAGUCUGGCUGUCGCUGUGCACCUGGAACUGUUCUGGGACCAGACAGACAAACAUGCCUGGAUGUGAAUGAAUGUGAAAAAGGCAAUGGUGGCUGUGCAGAGGUGUGUGUGAACACCAAAGGCUCCAGGCGCUGUGAGUGUGGGCCGGGCCGUGUGCUGGAGGAGGAUGGCCACACCUGCAAAGAGACGGCAGGCUGUCACGUUAACAAUGGAGGCUGCAGCCAUGGCUGCUCCUCGCUACUGGAGUCCUAUCACUGCAACUGUCCCAGAGGGCUGGACCUGGGAGAGGAUAAACGCACAUGUCAAGUGCCAGUCCAGUGUGAUUCCAGCUCUAUUAUAGUGUCAGUUCCCAAGGACCUUGUCGGAGGAUUGGAGCUCUCCCUGUCCAACUCGUCUUGUCGCGGUGUCUCCAAUGGCACACACAUCAACCUCAGCUUUAGCCUGAAAACCUGCGGGACAGUGGUGGAGGUGACAGAUGACAAGAUUGUGGGAAGCAACCUGGUGACAGGCCUUCCUAGGAGCAGCCCAAGCAGCAGUAGGGACUUGAUAGUCCGCACUAGCAAGUUAGUGCUCCCAGUCACCUGUGAGUUCCCCAGGGAAUACAGCGUGUCAGACGGAUACCAGGCUAGUCUGCGCAGUUCAGCUCUCGAGCUGGCAGGCCACAGUGAGGGUGUCUUUCCCUUCUCCCUGGAGCUCUUCAAGAACGCGGAGUUCUCAGAGCCCUACCGCACUCCGCCCCAGCUCCAACUGCACGACUCCUUGUUCUUUGGGGUGGAGCCAAAGGAGAGAGUGGAGGGCCUCUCUGCGUUGGUGGAGACCUGCUUCGCCACACCAGGGCCCAAAGCUGACCAGGCCCUCAAGUAUUACCUCAUCAAAGAUGGGUGUAUCUUUGAUGAAACUGUGACACAGUACUCGUCAAAGGACCAACUCUCUAAGCACUACCAGGUCCCUGUCUUCAAGUUCAUUGGCAAGGACAACCAACAAGUGUUCCUCCACUGCCAGGUGUUAGUAUGUGGGGCAGGAGACUCCCGCUGUGCUCAGCAUUGUCGAGGACGUGUCCGCCGAGAGGUUCGGACCGGUGAACCUCAGGAGCAGCACACACUGAGCGGAGGCCCCAUCUACAUCCUGCCUGAGCCAUGACGCCAUCAUGAAGGCGUUUUCCACAAGCAGCCACAAUAAACGCCACAAGAACACGCCGGCAGCACAAGCCUGGAUUAUAAAUAAAUUACAUGUGCAGAGUAACAUUUAGAUUAAAGGAUGGACUGACCAUUUCAGUUUAUUUAGCAUUUAAAACACCAGACAGGCAUACACAGGGCAGUCCAUUGUGCUGUCCCUCAUAUACAUAUAUACAUGCAGAUAUACAGUAUAUACACUCUUCUUUAUUCCUAUUAGUUCCAGUGUCAGUCACACUGCUGUAGAUCACUUAAAUUCUGGUUAAUACAUCCAAGUUUUAUGUGGCUUUGCCACUUUGCCUGGCAGCACAAUUUAUUGACAUUAAAGUGAAUGACAUUUCUAUUAGAAAUCACUCGGAGGGGCCACAGUUCAUUUGUAACAACUACAGCAUGAAGGAUCUUUUUCUAGGUCACACUUUCAGGCAUUUCUCAGGCUUGAUCACAGCUUAAAGAUUUUGUGGAUUUAUAAAAGUGGUUUAUAUUUCAAAGCAUCACUGACUUAAAAAAAAUGAUAUGCAGAACAUCCAUAUAUGUAUUCUGACUCAUUUGCUCGGUGUGAUCGAUGGCUGAUGGACGAGCACACCACACAUUCCAGUGUGGUGGAAAAGAGAUGUCACUUGGCCAUGCCCGGAAAAUAUGCAUGCGCUUCAUCACUCUGACAAUUAAUCUAGAAUUAAUCAUGUCAGUUAAACUGCAAUUAGUCAGGCAUUUAUUCAUAAGAAAUAACUUACAUCAGACAUUAACAUAGUAGCUGUAAUAGGCAUUACAUUGACACGACAUUGGUUUGAGCAGACUAUUGUGAUAAAUAGCAGCAAACAACGAACCAUGUGAGCCAUAGUAAUUAUCUUGUCUUUCUAUCUAGAGGAAAUUAAUCCAACUACAACAUCCGUCCCAUCGGGCUCUUUGUGUGGAGUCAUCAAAGUAAUUUAUGGUAAUGGAGUUAUAGAGGCCUAAAAAUGGCCUAAAAUGAAAUGGAGUAUGGAGAGUAUAACAUGCAUAAGCAAUUAAAUAAGAUUCUGAAAGUCAUAUUCAGAUACCUAAUAUCUGUACUGCCUAUGAAUAAAGCCUGAGAAACUA